Molecule: messenger RNA, 1131 nt
Organism: Asparagus officinalis (garden asparagus)
Lineage: Eukaryota; Viridiplantae; Streptophyta; Magnoliopsida; Asparagales; Asparagaceae
Exons: 3
Coding region: 34-1131 (365 amino acids)
Source: RefSeq, a predicted model, not a curated record
UUGAAGAUCAAGAAUUUGGAGCAUUGCUUUCGGAUGCCUCCCAGAAAGAAAUCUCGAGCAAGUUCAUCAUCAUCUGAUCCAUCUGAUACCGACAUAGAUAGACCUACUAUUUUAGCUAGAAUUGUGGGUCUUAACAUUCAUUUUGAGAGGGGAUUUCAGAUGAGUGCACUGCAUACAUAUCAUUCCACAGUCACCAUGUUAUCUGCAGUAGGUCUUAGGAGCAUGAUGACUAAACCCUUAGAAAAAGCCAACAUUUCAUUAGUGCAUGAGUUCUAUUCUGGAUGGGAGAUUGAUCCAGAUAGAGAAUAUUCAGCUUUUUCUAUCGUGAGGGGUGUUAGGGUUAUUUUCGAUCUUUCCACUAUCCGUGCUACCCUUGACCUUGCAGAGCCACCCACUGAUGUACCAGAUUACUUCCAUUUAGCCUCCACUUUACAGCCUGGUACACCAGAAUACAACAACAUGUCUGCAACCUUGUGUGGGAGGGUCUUUACAUCUAGUUUCGGUUCAGGAAAUCUCAAACCAGAAUAUAGAUUACUUAAUCUUUUCCUGAACUUUGAUUUGAAACCCACCACUGCAUACUCCGUCAUUACCCCACACGAUAUUCUCCUUCUCUUUUGGAUAGCCACUGGUCAGCGAUUUGAUAUAGCGAGGAUUAUAUUUAUAUGGAUGCGCUCAUCAGUGGAGAAUGUGUUAGAUUGGGUCAGGACACAGUCUGCAUCACGUACUCAGCUCAUUUACCCCUAUUUCAUCACUAGACUCUGCCAUAGAUUUCAUGUUCCAGUAUUCGCAGAGGAUAGGUUAGAAGCAGGGAAGGGGUUACUAAAUGAUCAGACUGUGAGGAGGAGCAUUUCAGGGCGAGAUCAGUCCGGUCCUUCAGGUAGAGAGCCUCCUCAGCACCAGCCAGCUACACAUGACCCCACUCGAGAGGAGAUGGAUACGAUGCGGAGUCGCAUGGACAGAAUGCAGAUACAGAUACACAGGAUGCAGCGGGAUAUACACGAGAUGCAUGGUCAGAUUAGCUACUCUACCGAUACCCUGCCAGCUGAUUUCCCAGGAGAGGAUGAGGCGGGACCGAGUUCAGCAGCUGCCGCUGAUGAUGUGGAUGACGAUAUAUCAGGAGAUGAGCAGUGA